AUCAUUCAAAAACUGCAUUUUACGAAUGAUUAAAACUACAUUUCCCAUGAUGCAUUUGAUGAACUCUGUGACAGUUCUGACUUGAAUUUUGACCCAGGAAAGUCAACUUACAAUGUUUUGAAUGAGGACUGUUUAAGGGCUCAUGCGGAGACUCUUGUUCCUAGCACUGUCUGGUAGGACAGGACACUGUGCCCUCUCUUUCGCCGGCUUUCUCUUGUGCCCAGUGUGCCAGAAUGGCAGCAGAUGUUCAUAAUAAGGGUGCAGUUUGGGAAGUUAAAAAUGGCAACCUGGCACCAGCGGAACGACUCCGACAAGACCGGUCGGAAAGUCCGACCCCUGGCCUGGUGGAGGGGACAGAGCCAGGCGCUGGGCAGGAGGGGGCCAUGUUCGUCCAUGCCCAGUCUUUUGAGGACCUGACCGAACCCAACACAAAUGAAAGGUCAGCAGAGACAGGCGACUCGCCUCUGGCGAUGUCAGCAGAGGUGCAGAACGCUCAGGUGGAGGCAGUAGAAGGAGGUGAGGAGGAGACGCAGAAAGGAAGCUCUGAGGCUGAGACGAAGGAGGAAGUGCUGAGCAGCAACAAGGCGAAAGACGAGGAUGUGACGAGCGAAACUUGGCGUAGUCACAGGAAGCAUUUAUUUGUGCUGAGCGAGGCGGGCAAACCCAUCUACACGCGUUAUGGCGCGGAGGAGGCUCUCUCCAGCAUCAUGGGAGUCAUGAUGUUGCUCAUGUCCUUCGUUGAAGAUAAAAAGAACAUCAUACGGUCCAUUCAUGCAGAUGGCUACAGGGUGGUGUUCCUGCGUAAGAGUCCUCUCAUCCUUGUCGGAGUCUCUCGCACGAGCUGCACCGACCGCGAGCUGACACGAGAACUUCAUUACGUCUACUUUCAGAUCGUCAGCCUGCUCACUCUCACGCAGCUCAACCACGUCUUCCAGCACAGGCAAAGCUACGACCUGCGUCGUCUGCUGGCCGGGUCCGAGCAUCUCACCGACAACCUUCUGCGACUCCUGGACCGAGAUCCGGGCCUGCUGCUGAGCGCGGUCAUGUGUCUGCCUAUGGCCGGCUCGACUCGUGACGUAGUCUCUUCCAGCUUGCAGGCUGCUAAAUCCAAGAACUUGGUGUUUUCUAUCCUUCUAGCAGGAAACAGGCUGGUAACCCUGGUGCGCAAAAAGGACCAAUUUCUGCACCACAUGGACCUGCACUUGCUCUUCAAUCUUGUUGGGUCCUCGUCGUCUUUCCGAGAGGGAGAGGGAUGGACGCCCAUAUGUCUGCCUAAGUUCAACCCAGCUGGUUUUUUCCAUGCCCAUAUUUCCUAUCUGAAACCAGAAUCAGAUCUCUGUCUGAUCCUGGUGUCCACAGAUCGCGAGGACUUCUUUAACCUCUCAGACUGCAAGAAGAGGUUCCUCGAGCGGUUGCGCAAACGCAGUGCCUAUCAGUCCCUGCGGGAGGCGCUGAGCACGCCCAGUUAUCCCGUCUCGCAAGUCGGCAUCCCCGAGCUUCGGCACUUUGUCUACAAAUCUAAAAGCUCCGGACUCUACACAAGCCCUGACCUUCCAGUGCCGUAUCAAGAAGACAAUGAGCAUGAGAGGUUGAUUGGAUUGUACCAGUACUUGCACAGCUGCCUGCAUCACCCCACACGUCCUCUGCGCAAUAUAUAUCGCUGCGGAGAGACUGAAAACCUUUAUGCCUUGGUAACAAGUGGCUUUGAGCUCUACCUCUGCUUUAGUCCUCUGGGAACAAAGGCACUCGCCGUAUCUGCUGUCAAUAAACUGCUGAAGUGGAUCAGAAAGGAGGAAGAUCGUCUGUUUGUACUCAGUCCAUUAACCUACUGAUCCAGUUUGGGCCUGACGUUGAAAACACUGGCAAAUAUCUGAGCCCAGACUGUCAGAGGGCCAAAUUCUGCGGCCGUACUUGAACAAACAAAUGAAUGAAUGAUAAAAUUAAUAAGCAAUUUAAUAAAUGAAUUAACUGAUGAAUGAACAAACAAAUGAAUUAAGAUACUAAAGAAUGCUGGGGAUAUUUAGGGAUUACUUAUGGUUGAUUGCUGUUUUCAGGGCCACACAUGAUAGUGAACUGGUGAAAUGGUUGCAGCGGGUAUCAAGAAGAAAGUUUGUCUUGGUCUAACAAGCUGUAUUGGGCUGCCUUUAAGUGUGGCCCUGUUGUACAUUAGAGAUGAUAGAAUUAGCACUAACAAUCUAUCUUACAUUUCAUAACGCUGUUGAAUCUAAACUAAAAUUGUUUGACCUCUGCUUUUUUAAUUUAUAUACUAGACCUGUCACUGUUUCAACUUGAUAUAGUUUCUUUUCUAACUUUAUGGUAGCUUAAGGUUUACAAAUAUUACCUAUGCAUUAAAGGUGUAGCUCACCCUGAGAUUAAAAAAUAUUGUUUUUAACCUGCAUGAAUUUAGAAGUUGUUACUUUUAUGGUCCCUAGUUUUCACUGGGGUGGUACCCUUUCAAAAAUCGCACAUUUGUACCCAAAUGUUCAUAUUAGUACCCAAGAGAUGCAUAUUGGUACCAAAUGUAUAAAUACAUGUAUUCAAAGGGAACAAUUAAAAUUCUGUUAUCAUUUAUUCACUCUCAUGUUGUUACAAACCUGUAUACACUUUUUUUGUUCUGAUGACCACAAAUGAAGAUAUUUUGAGAUGUUUAAAACCAAACUGAUCAUGAGCCCCAUUAACUUCCAUAGUAUUCUUUCUUCCUACUAUGGAAGUGAAUGGGGCUCAUGAUUGGUUUUAUUUAAAAUAUUCUCAAAAUAUCUUGUGUUCAUCAGAACAAAAAAAUUAAUACAGUUUUGUAACAACAUGAAAGUGAGUAAAUGAUGACAGAUUUUUCAUUUUUGAGUGAACUGUCCCUUUAAUUGGUACAUAAUAAGAUCCUUUUUAAGGGGUACUGCCUUAGUGACAGCUUCAACCAAUUUUUUUGACAGUGCAUGUCAACUAAAGUAAAUGGUCUCCUUUUGUACCACAGAAUAAAAAAAGCAUGCAGAUUUUGGAAUAACCUGAUGGUGAGUAAAUAACCAGUUUUUUUUUUUUUUUGGUGAGCUGUUCCUUUUUUGAGAUUGCAGUUGUCCUUUACAUUUCUUUAAAUCAAGAAGUGAUUUAGGAGCACUUUGUCACAACAAAGCUUAAAGGUUAAGUUUAUGCUUCUAAAUAGGAUUGGUUACAUUCCAAGUGCAUCAUGUUGAGUGGACUAAAAGUGUUUCUUUGAUAACCAAACUGACUAUAUUUCUGUAAGCAGGCAUUUGAAUGUACAAGCACCAUUUGAACCAGGGGUGGGGAACCCUGGGUCCUGGAGGGCCACUGCCCUGCACAGUUUAGUUCCAACCAUAAUUAAACACACCAGAAAAAUCUAAUGAAAGUCUUCAGGAUUACUUGGAAAUGAAAUUCAGGUGUAUUUGAUUAGGGUUGUAACUAAACUUUGCAGGGCAGUGGCCCUCCAGGACCCAGGGUUCCCCACUCCUGAUUUAAACCCAGCACUUAAGGGAUACGACUGACAACUGUUUAAAGUACACAUGCAUUUUUUUUGUAUAUUGUCAAUGUAUAGCUUUCAUUUCAUUGGGUUUCUUGACUGACUGCCUUCAAAAUAAUCUAACUUUUUUUAUUAUGUCAUUUUUUUAAAAGUUUUUUUAGGUAGAUGCACUUGAUUGUUGAAUUGUUACUAAUGCUUUAAAUGUGAAGUGUUAUUUCUGCAAGACUAGCACCAAACAGAAUUGCUAAUGUUUCCGAACCCUCCCUAUAUGUCUAUCAUUGUUUGGAGGAAGAGAUGUUCCCAUUACAAAUGUAUGACAUUUGUUAAACCAUAUAAUGAUUCAGCUCAAACAGAUUUUGUGUAAAAUUGCACACUUUACUCUUUGAUUUAAUUGAAUAAGUGAAACUUGCGUGUAACAAGAACCAAUUAUGUACUCGGUUCAUGUUAUCCAUUGGUUGGAAUGGCAUAAUAGAGGACACAUAUUUAAAUAUAUUGGCACUUAUGAUGAAACUUAUAAUGACA
Paramisgurnus dabryanus is the source of this 3991-nucleotide messenger RNA. It is a transcript of the gene mon1a, whose product is annotated as MON1 secretory trafficking family member A. The record is from RefSeq and is a predicted model, not a curated record. Gene Ontology annotation, cellular component: Mon1-Ccz1 complex. NCBI's taxonomy places the organism in Eukaryota, Metazoa, Chordata, Actinopteri, Cypriniformes, Cobitidae. Gene Ontology annotation, biological process: vesicle-mediated transport; protein targeting to vacuole.